Uranotaenia lowii is the source of this 2688-nucleotide messenger RNA. RefSeq lists its product as uncharacterized. The transcript has a single exon. Lineage: Eukaryota; Metazoa; Arthropoda; Insecta; Diptera; Culicidae. Gene Ontology annotation, molecular function: nucleic acid binding. The record is from RefSeq and is a predicted model, not a curated record. The coding region runs from base 1 to 2688 and encodes 895 amino acids. Gene Ontology annotation, biological process: DNA integration.
AUGCCGCCAUCACGCAAUGUUUAUACGUUCAUUCCACCAGUGUAUAAGGAACUAGUCAAUCAAAGGCUGAACGAAUUGUUGGAAUCCAAUAUCAUUGAAAGGGUAACUGAGGAAAUGGAUAGAUCGUUUUGUUCCUCACUACUCGUGGUACCGAAAGGGAAAAAUGAUAUCCGAUUAGUCAUUGAUCUCAGGGGUCCUAACCAGUGUAUUUUCCGAACCCCUUUCAAAAUGCCGACGUUGGACAGUAUACUCAUGGAACUGCAUGGAUCUUCGUGGUUUUCAACCAUAGACUUGAAAAGUGCCUUUUUCCACGUUGAAUUAGAAGAAAGUUCUCGGCAUUUAACCAAUUUUUUCGCCGGAGAUUCUUUGUACCGUUACUGCAGGUUACCUUUUGGAUUAUGUAACGCUCCAGAUACUUUCCAGGAAAUCUUGCAGACAAUCGUCUUGGCGGGUUGCAAAGGUGCAUUCAACUAUAUCGAUGACAUUUUAGUCCAUGGUCGCACUUUACAGGAACACGACGAAAAUUUAAAAAUGGUGAUGGCUUGCCUCAAAAAUCACAAUGUGGAAAUUAACCAUGAAAAGUGUGAGAUAGGUAAACAAUCGGUUACAUUUCUGGGAUUUAAGCUAUCAAAAGAAGGAUGGAGCUUAGAAGAGGACAAAAUAAAAUCGAUACAGAACUUUCGUAAACCACAAAAUCAGCAAGAAGUUAAGAGUUUUCUAGGGCUCAUUAAUUUUGUGGAUAAAUUUAUUCCACACAGAGCCAGUAAGACUAGACUUCUCAGAGAAUUAGCAAAUGCAGAGUGCUAUUAUUGGAAUGAUGAGCUGAACGUAGAAUUCGAAUUCUUGAAAAAUUUUGCAUGGAGAGGAAUUAAAAAAUUAGGAUACUACAACAAAGAAGACAAUACAGAACUGUAUGUGGACGCGUCUCCGUAUGGCCUUGGCGGGGUUUUGAUUCAGCUGAAUUCCAAUUCCGUUCCCCGUAUAAUAGCUUGUGCCUCUAAAUCCCUGACCUCUGCAGAAAAGAAAUAUCCGCAUACGCAGAAAGAGGCUUUGGCUAUCGUAUGGGCAGUAGAGCGGUUCUCGCUCUAUCUGCUGGGAAAAUUUUUCAUUGUGAGAUCAGAUGCAGAGGCUAACACAUUCAUAUUUAACAGUCAUCAUCGUAUAGGGAAAAGGGCGGUAACGCGUGCGGAAGGCUGGGCCCUACGUCUACAACCGUAUGAUUUCAAAGUUGAAAAGGUACCUGGGAAUAAAAAUGUUGCUGAUGUCUUAUCCAGAUUGAUAGAUACUGCUUCUUCUGAUGUGAUCGUAGAAUCUUUCGACGAAUCUUUCGACAAACAUUUAUUACAUUUUUUGGACGUGGGGAAAAUGGAAAUAUCAUGGAACGAGAUUGCUGAGGAAUCUCAAAUGGACGUAGAACUAAUAGCAGUUACAUCAGCACUGGAGAGUGGAAACUGGCAAGAGAAUCUUCGCCGAUUUGAAUGUGAGAAAAAGCAUUUACGUGUCUUUGGAGGUAUGGUCUUUAAAGAGGACCGUAUCGUACUGCCGAGUUCAUUGAGAGAAAGGGCUUUGAAAUCUGCUCAUGAAGGGCACACUGGUAUAGCAUCUAUGAAGAAGAUACUCCGAGAGUACUUUUGGUGGCCAUCUAUGAGCGUCGAAGCUGAAAAAUUGGUUAAAAAAUGUGAGACUUGUCUACUAAUCUCCCGUAAAAAUCCGCCAAUACCCCUUACCAGCAGAGAAAUGCCUCAGGGGCCGUGGGAAGUAUUGCAGAUCGAUUUUUUUUCGGCCCCUGGUUUCGGUAGAGGAGAGUUCUUGGUUGUAGUCGAUCUAUAUUCUCGUUUUCUACAUGUUGUAGAGAUGGGCAAUACCGACGCCGAUAGCACAAACCAAGUGUUAAUGAAGAUCUUUGCUCUCUGGGGUUUACCUCUAAUACUGCAGAGCGACAACGGUCCACCGUUCCAGAGCACUAAAUUUAUAUCCGUUUGGGAAGGAAAGGGCGUCAAAGUUCAAAAAUCACUUCCACUUUGUCCUCAAACAAACGGUGCGGUGGAACGCCAGAAUAGUGGAAUAAAAAAUGCACUCACUGCAGCGAAGUUAGAAGGUAUCGACUGGAAGGGAGCCCUAGAAAAGUAUAUCCAUUUGCACAACAAAGUUAGACCGUUAACUCGUUUGGGAGUGACUCCAUUCGAAUUGCUUGUUGGAUGGCGAUUCAGGGGUACUUUUCCAUGCCUCUGGGAUAAGAAAACUUCUUUAGAUCGAGAAAAAGUCAGAGAAAGAGAUGCUUUUACAAAGUUACAGAGUACCAAGUACACAGAUCAACGUAGAGGCGCAAAGGUUUCCGAUAUCACGGUUGGUGACGUCGUUGUUCUUUCUCAACAAAAGAAAUCGAAAACAGAUGCGACAUUUGGUAUGGAAAAAUUCACUGUAAUGGCAAGGGAUAACGCUGAAGUUGUUCUAAGAUCGGAUCGUGGUGUUCAAUUCUCUAGAAAUGUAGGGGAAGUCAAAAGAGCUAUACAAAAUAAUUCGAACGUUGAGGCGUCAUCACAGGAAGAACAGUUCGAAUCAGGUAUUGAAGCAUCUGAAGAAAUAAACGAACCUAUUUCUCCUGACGAAGUACAGGCUAGACCGAGACGUGAACUAAGAAUACCGGGAAAAUAUAAAGACAUGGUUCUUUAUAGCAUAUUUUCAUAG